This is a messenger RNA of Daphnia carinata, 721 nucleotides long. Its product is annotated as josephin-2-like. Bases 167 to 721 code for a protein of 184 amino acids. The transcript has a single exon. Gene Ontology annotation, molecular function: cysteine-type deubiquitinase activity. Gene Ontology annotation, biological process: protein deubiquitination. The record is from RefSeq and is a predicted model, not a curated record. NCBI's taxonomy places the organism in Eukaryota, Metazoa, Arthropoda, Branchiopoda, Diplostraca, Daphniidae.
AAGAAACAAAACGUUUGUUUUGAUUUUUGCACGUAAAAUUUAGUAUCUUUCCUGUGCAUACGCGCGGAUAGAUAACGAUACCAAUGCCAGAUUGAUAUAGAAACGUUUUAGGAUAAGUCGUGGCAGGAGCUUCUGUUUCAUAAGUCGUGGAAUUUGCGUGAAAGAAAUGAAAUCUAAACCAGAUAUUUAUCACGAAAAGCAGUCCAAACAACUGUGUGCACUCCACACGUUGAAUAAUUUAUUUCAAAAGCCUGAUGCUUUCACAAAAACAUUGCUGGAUGAUCUGUGCCUACAGUUAACUCCAAAUUCUUGGAUUAAUCCUCAUCGUUCAGUUUUUGGUUUGGGUAACUAUGAUGUCAAUGUUGUCAUGGCUGCCAUACAGCUCAUGGAUUGUGAAAUGGUGUGGUGGGACAAGCGGAGAAGAAUUACACCCCAUGAUGUUAAUAGUGCUAUUGGUUUGAUACUAAACCUGCCAAGUCCAAGUAGAGUUGGCAGCUUACUCUUCCCAUUCAGAACAAAACAUUGGCUGGCCAUAAGGCAAUUUGAUUCAGUUUACUACAAUCUGGACUCCAAAUUAUCAGCACCAGAGAGCAUUGGAGACAUCCAUCAACUAAUAGAACAUUUGACAAGACACCUGAAUGAAGAUGAUUGUGAACUGUUUCUUGUUAACUCUACAAAGCCAUGUACACUUGCAGUUGCUGAAUUUGCUGAACAGUUGUAA